CCUCAAAACCUGUUAAAGUACAAGACAAGAAACUUAUCAAAUCUCUUUCUUUCCGGUUCGCGAGAAAUAUGCCGUUUAAGCGAUUCGUAGAGACUGGCCGUGUGGCCAAAUGCUCCCACGGGCCCCUCAAGGGGAAACUGGUUGCAAUUGUGGAUGUAAUUGAUCCAAAUCGCGUCCUCAUUGACGGACCCUGCACGGGGGUUAAGAGACAGGCAUACCGUCUCAAUAAUCUCCACCUCACCAAGUUUGUCCUCAAGUUCCCAUUCACAUCCCCCACCAGGGUCAUCCGGAAAGCAUGGCUGGCCGCUGAUGUGAAUGCCAAAUGGGCUGAGACAUGUUGGGCUAAGAAAGCCAAGGCACAAGAAAAGCGGUCAAAUCUCAAUGAUUAUGACAGAUUUAAGCUGCGCGUGGCCAAGAGAUCCCGCAACCGUAUGCUGACAGUACAGUUCAGAAAGAUGAAGCGGUAUGCAUCCAUUGAUGGGACGCUAUUUGGUGAGAAGAGCAUCCGGAAGCCCAAGCUAUGGAAGGAUCAGCUGGCCAAGAGGAAGGCCAAGAAGCCAAGUGGAGGAAAGACAGCCGCGGCUGCUGAGUAAAUUUUGGAUUCCAAGGCUUUUCAAUAAAAGAAAUUCACGCGGAGAUAACAAA
This is a messenger RNA of Lutzomyia longipalpis, 645 nucleotides long. RefSeq names its product 60S ribosomal protein L14 (gene RpL14). Gene Ontology annotation, molecular function: structural constituent of ribosome; RNA binding. Lineage: Eukaryota; Metazoa; Arthropoda; Insecta; Diptera; Psychodidae. The record is from RefSeq and is a predicted model, not a curated record. Gene Ontology annotation, biological process: ribosomal large subunit biogenesis; translation. Bases 69 to 593 code for a protein of 174 amino acids. Gene Ontology annotation, cellular component: ribosome; cytosolic large ribosomal subunit. The transcript has 3 exons.